AUGGUCGAUUUCAAUGUUGACGGUAAGAUCGCCGUUGUCACCGGAGGAACUCGUGGGUUGGGUAUGCACUGUGCCGAAGCUCUAGUCGAAAAUGGAGCAAAGACGGUGGUUGUUACGUCGAGAAAAGCCAAGGCUUGUGAAGAUGCCAAAACACACCUAGAAGAAGUGGCUAAAAAAAACGGCAAACUGGUCAAGAUCAUUGCCAUCCCCGCGGAUUUAUCAGAUGAGGCCCAGUGCGAGAAAUUCUAUGAAGAGGUUGCUGAGCAAGUUGAUAAAGUCGACAUCUUGAUUGCCAAUGCCGGAGCCACUUGGGGCGCUCCAUUGGAAGACCACGACAUCAAGGCCAUCAAAAAGGUGAUCAAUCUAAACAUUGUUGCCGUUUUCCACACCAUCAAAUUGUUUACUCCACUAUUGGAAAAAGCCGCCACAAACGAAGACCCUUCCAGAAUCAUCAUCAUGUCCUCGAUCAUCAGUGUCUUGAACAACGAUGCCGUGGGAACCUACGGCUACUUGGCCUCGAAAGCAGCUGUGUCCCACUUGGGUAGAAACUUGGCCGUUCAAUUUGCCCCAAGACACAUCAAUGUCAACAAUAUCUUGCCAGGCUUUUUCCCAACAAAGAUGGCUCAGGGUUUAAUCGACAUGGGAGGCCAAUUGCUUAGAGAAACUAACCCCAGAGGUAGAUUGGGCGAAAAGGAAGAUUUGCAAGCUGCCUUGUUGUUCCUCUGCUCGAAACAGGCCAACUAUAUAAACGGAGUCGAUUUACCGGUUGAUGGCGGUGCUCGUUUGAACAGCCCCGCUUCUCACUUUUAG
This is a messenger RNA of Lodderomyces beijingensis, 810 nucleotides long. NCBI's taxonomy places the organism in Eukaryota, Fungi, Ascomycota, Pichiomycetes, Serinales, Debaryomycetaceae. The record is from the annotation of a GenBank genome assembly.